Messenger RNA from Fonsecaea multimorphosa CBS 102226, 1446 nucleotides. RefSeq lists its product as uncharacterized. The coding region runs from base 1 to 1446 and encodes 481 amino acids. Lineage: Eukaryota; Fungi; Ascomycota; Eurotiomycetes; Chaetothyriales; Herpotrichiellaceae. The record is from RefSeq and is a predicted model, not a curated record. Gene Ontology annotation, molecular function: transmembrane transporter activity. Gene Ontology annotation, cellular component: membrane. Gene Ontology annotation, biological process: transmembrane transport. The transcript is spliced from 5 exons.
AUGUCCAGGUCACAGACAAUGACGAUACCGCCUCCCGCGCGGGAACCUCAUCGCCAGGAUGGUUCAUCAGCUCCAGGGGAGACGUUCGAACUGAGCCUGAAAACACCGACAAAGUCGCUUCGAGAACUCACCCGACGGGUUGUCCAGGGCGGCAAAGCCGCCCAAGCUUCCUCAGACGAGGAAGAAGAAGAAGGAGACAGUGUCCGCAACGGAGUCCCUCCCCCACCGGUAACGGCCCAGCCUGUCAUCCAGCGCUGGAAUAUGCCUCGGGGAAAUAUUGGCCGGCUGGGAUUUGCCUUCUUCUCGUUUAUAGUGACGGGUCUCAACGAUGGGGCUGUGGGAGCACUUAUACCAUACCUCGAGACGUACUACAACCUGAACUACACGACUGUUUCCCUGAUCUUCCUCACCCCUUUCGCAGGCUACUCCCUCGCCGCGGUUACCAAUGCCACCAUCCACACGAAACUCGGCCAGAGGGGGAUUGCCGUGCUCGCCCCGUUGUGCCACAUCGUCACCUAUGCAGUACUAUCCGCUCAUCCUCCUUUCCCCGUAUUGGUCGUCAUCAACACCGUUUCGGGCUUCGGCAAUGGCCUCACGGACGCUUGUUUCUGCGCGUGGAUCGGAGCCAUGGACAAAGCCAAUGCCGUGCAGGGUGUGUUGCAUAGCUGCUACAGCCUCGGGGCCUUGUUUGCCCCGCUGAUUGCCACGUCCAUGAUUGUCCAUGCGAAGCUGCCCUGGUAUACCUUCUACUACUUCAUGACUGGCGCUUCAGCCCUGGAAUUUGUCGGGCUCAGCAUGAUGUUCUGGCACAAGACGGGUCGAGUGUAUCGGAUCGAGCACCUACGGGACGACACCGGGGCCCAAGGCGGCCGCAUGAAAGAAGCACUCAAAUCAAAAAUCACCUGGAUCUGCUCUGCAUUCUUCUUCACGUACAUGGGCAUUGAAGUCGGUCUCGGAGGCUGGAUCGUGACAUUCAUGCUGCGCGUCCGCUCCGCCUCGCCCUCCGCCUCGGGCUACUCCGGCACGGGGUUCUGGGCCGGCCAGGCGCUCGGCCGCGCGGCGCUCGGUUUCGUGACGGAGCGCUUCGGCGAACGGCUCUGCAUCACCAUCUACCUCGUGCUGUGUCUCGCACUGCAACUGAUCUUCUGGCUGGUCCCCAAAUUCCUCGUCUCCGCCAUCUCCGUCGCGUUCCUGGGCGUCUUUCUGGGCCCCUUGUUCCCCGGCUGCGUCAUGAUGGCCGCGAAGCUGCUGCCAAAACAUAUCCACGUCAGCAGCAUUGGGUUUGCCAUGGCGUUGGGGGGAACCGGUGGGACGGUUUUCCCCUUUGCCAUCGGCGCCAUUGCGGCGAGGAGAGGCGUCACCGUGCUGCAGCCCAUUAUUCUGGCCUUGAUUGUCGUGCUUUUGGGUCUGUGGUUGAGCUUUCCGAGGGUGAAGAAAAGGGAGUAA